AUGGCGACCUAUGCCGCCGGCUCGCCGGAGGAACUCUCCUCACCUCUCUUGGCCACUUCCGAGAAGGAGGCGCCGCCAAAGCCGACGUCUCCGACUCCGGAGGCGGUGCACGGAGUGGGUGGGCAUCUGGAAAGCAUCCUGAGCGACGACUCCCUCCCGUGGACGCGCCGCAUGUGGAUGGCCUCCCUGGUGGAGGUACGGUUGCUCGUCUACCUGGCGGGGCCAGCCGUCGUGGUCUAUACGCUCAACUUCAUGAUGUUGAUGUCCGCCCAGAUCUUCUCCGGCCACCUCGGCAACCUCGAACUCGCCGCCGCCUCCCUCGGCAACAGCGGAAUCCAGAUCUUCACCUACGGUGUCAUGCUGGGAAUGGGAAGCGCAGUGGAGACUCUCUGCGGACAGGCGUACGGAGCGCAGAAGUAUGAGAUGCUUGGCGUGUACCUGCAGCGCUCGACGGUACUGCUGAUGGCCACCGGCGUCCCACUGGCGGUGAUCUACGCCUUCUCUCGUCCCUUGCUGGUGCUGAUAGGGCAGUCCCCGGAGAUCGCCAAGGCCGCAUCCGUCUACGUCUACGGCCUCAUCCCUCAGAUCUUCGCCUACGCCGCGAACUUCCCCAUCCAAAAGUUCCUGCAGGCGCAGAGCAUCGUGGCGCCGAACGCCUAUAUCUCGGCGGUGACGCUGGUGGUGCACCUGGCGGCGAGCUGGCUGGUGGUCUACAAGCUGGGGAUGGGCCUGCUGGGUGCCUCCCUCGUCCUCAGCAUUUCCUGGUGGAUCAUCGUGGUGGCGCAGUUCGUUUACAUCGCCACCAGCAGCCGGUGCAAGGCCACCUGGACCGGGUUUACCUGUCAAGCCUUCGCCGGGAUGCCGGAGUUCUUUCGGCUCUCGUCCGCCUCCGCUGUCAUGCUCUGCCUGGAGACCUGGUACUUCCAGAUCCUGGUGCUCAUCGCCGGCCUCCUCGAGAACCCCGAGCUCGCUCUUGAUUCCCUCUCCAUUUGCGUGACAAUUAGCGGCUGGGCGUUCAUGAUUUCCAUUGGAUUCAACGCCGCGGCCAGUGUGCGGGUGAGCAACGAGCUGGGCGCCGGGAAUCCCAAAUCUGCAGCGUUCUCAGUGGCGGUGGUGACGGCCAUGUCGUUCAUCUUGUCGGUGAUAGUGGCAAUCAUCAUCCUCGCCCUCCGCGACUACGUCGGCUACGCCUUCACCGAGGGAGAGAUGGUGGGGCGCGCUGUCUCCGACCUCUGUCCCUGGCUCGCCGUCACCAUCAUCCUCAACGGAAUCCAACCCGUUUUAUCUGGCGUCGCCGUUGGAUGCGGAUGGCAAUCUUUUGUGGCCUACGUCAACGUCGGCUGCUACUACAUAGUUGGUAUUCCACUUGGUUCUUUCCUCGGCUUCAAACUUGGUCUAGGAGUCAAGGGGAUUUGGGGAGGUAUGAUGAGUGGUACCUUCAUUCAAACACUCAUCCUGCUCGGGGUCACCUGCCGAACCGAUUGGAACAAAGAGGUGGAAGAGGCUAAGAAGAGAUUGAACAAGUGGGAGGACAAGGAGGCCCUUAGGUCCUAGAAUGAAUGAAUUACCAUUCUCAUGAUUUGAAAUUUUAGCUG
Messenger RNA from Zingiber officinale, 1595 nucleotides. Its product is annotated as protein DETOXIFICATION 40-like. Bases 1 to 1554 code for a protein of 517 amino acids. The transcript has 7 exons. Lineage: Eukaryota; Viridiplantae; Streptophyta; Magnoliopsida; Zingiberales; Zingiberaceae. Gene Ontology annotation, biological process: xenobiotic detoxification by transmembrane export across the plasma membrane. Gene Ontology annotation, molecular function: antiporter activity; xenobiotic transmembrane transporter activity. Gene Ontology annotation, cellular component: membrane. The record is from RefSeq and is a predicted model, not a curated record.